CGAUUUCUGUGUCGUCUGCUCUGUUCCAACUUCAAGUUUAAAAAUGAGACGAAAUGAUACCAUUCGAAUUUCGACUGAAGUCCUCAGGUGGCUCACCGUCGUUCUUCCUUGGUCCUGAUUUUUGCGCUUCAACGAUGAAUAGGUUGAUCCCUGCGCGAUAGUUGCGCAUCAGUUAACCCGUUCAGCACUAAAAUUGGAUAACGAGGUAAUGUCCAACUUGAUGGCUAUCAACAGAGAUUUUCCUAUAUAAAAUCUUCACAGUUUCACCCUAAAACUCUAUCCGAGAUUUAACUGUAAUUAGAAAUUACAACAUGUAGGAUAGCUGUGGGGUCUCUGCACGAUUUGGCUAACGGGGGAUACGGAAAAAAGUUUAAUGAAAAAUCUGCAGAGUGUCAUAAGAAAAAAAAAAAUGUUUGGUCGUCGACGUUGGAAAAGAUCGGACAGUGAACUGUUUUGUCAGUCGACAAGGAGGAAAAGAAUAUAAAAAAAAAAAGCCCGAAGGGAGUCAAGAAUCACGGAACCAUCUGUCUGCCGUCCUCCUAUAUACCCAGCCGUUCCUCUUCUUCCAACCAUUUUCUUGGAUCUAGCUAUACAGUGCUACACGUAUAUCUCGUCUUUUCCCGCGUGCAAGCACCCGCGAAGCUGCUCAGCCGAACGCAUCGUCCGUAAUCAGUUGGCCUCGAACUUGCCUACCGUUCGGUACGAUCUGCAACCGACUCUCCGUUCCGUUCUGUUCAAACUCAGUUUGUAAUUUCGGGGGGGCUUUUUUUUUUAAAGGAAAAUCAUCGACUGAAAAAUCCGAGUGAAUGUGUUUCUCCUGAUGGAUACUUGAAAACCAAGAGCUCUGCUUGUGGGGAUAACAAAUAAAAACAAGACCAGCAACAGAGGAGAAGAAGAAGAAGACAACAAGAGAAUGCACUCGACUGCUGGCUUCGGGCUCGCUCUGUUGGCUUUCUUUCAAAUCGCCUUGGCCAUCAUGACGACUGCUGGACCGUCGACCAUCAAUCGGCACUCGCAGGGAGACAUCUUCUCUCACCAAGGUGCCGCUGGCGAAUGCAAUGCUGCGGCUUGUCUAUCAGCUCUUGGCCAGCGCAAUAAUGGGAGCCUAUCGGCCGCCCGACUUGGCCGCCACUGUCAGUGCCAGUGCCCCAUGGACCGACCCAUCUACCGGGAAGACCUCAAGCAAUGCGUCAGCACCAUAGACGAAUGCGCCCUGGCCGAUUACGUCAGCGGGAUCCAAUCGGAGAAAGUGCCUUUCGUCUUCCUGCCCAUCCAAGGCCAACUGAUCAAUCCCAACGCUGAAAUUGCCCUAUCAGAUGUACGAGCCGAAGGUCAAGUGGUCGUCUCACCCGUUUGCGUCGUCUCCAAAUCUCAUUUUUUGACCCGUUCCGGAUGGAUGGCUUCCGACAAUUCAUCUUCUGGCAUCCCGACAGAUCGGGAACUGCCGUUCGCUCUCGCUCGCGAAUCCGGCCGAACGCAUUUACAGUGGUUGGGCGAACCGCGACUUCGGUCGCUGAUGGAAGGCCGGAUCGUCCUGGUUAAGUUGCUGUGCAAGGACACGGCCAAUGCGCGCAUCGGCGUCUUCUCUCCCUGCAUCGCCUUCCGCGUUGCCGGCAGUCCAGGUUUGGUGGAAUCCAUCCGCGGCGCCGGAGGUGGCGAUGAAAAAAGCGGAUUGCGUCAUGCGGAUUAUCUGGCCAUUGGCAUUAGCUCUGCUUUGCUCGGUAUGCUCUACGUGGCUGGACUUGUGGGUUUCAUUUGCUACCGGCGCCGGAAGCGACAGCUGGAGAAUGUCCACAUCAAAUUAUCCACCCAGCCCUCGACUCCUGUCCAGGAACUGGGCAUCAUGCGGCUCAAUCCGCUGCUUCAAUCCAGCAGAACCAGCAGCCGGCCAGCCUCUUCUGACCCGUCUCUAAAUGUCAGACCUCAUCAUCGAUCCUCCAUGGAAUCACGAUCCGAGGGAAAUCGCCGCAGCCGUCCCACGAACCCGGCCGGAAACAUUCAUCCGACCAUGAAUAACUACCGUUACAGCAGUAGUCAAUCGGAAGAUUGCUUCCGGGAUUCAUCUGUUGAGGCCAGCGCUGGGCACGAGGCCGCCGCCUAUUACUACCGCAGAGAUUCGCCAAUGAUGACCAAUGACGCCAACCGGCGACUCUACUUCAGCCCGGCUUAUUUCGAUCUGGAAUUGCUCAAACAGUCGCCGCCUCCCGCGGCGCUGGAAUUCCUGACUCGGAUCCGUGGGAUGAUUGACGUGGCCAAAGAUAAAAUGUCUUCCAAGCGAUUCAUGCCCAGCUUAAUUGACAUUCCGGAAGAGCUGAGCCAUUAUUCCGGCUACGGGGGAAGCAACCAGGGUUUGUCGCACUACGCCGACGAGUUGCGCCGGAGUGGCUCAUUUCACAAUAGGCCGCCGUUUACUACCGUUGACGAAACGGAAGGCUUGCGCAAUUCAUACGGCACUCUCAAGCGGCCAACAACAAAGAAAUACGACUCGCUCCAGCGCAAUUCACUUGGUCGUAAAGCGGCGACGGGCGACAAUGGCGCGGCCGAGUCUGCCGUCCUGUCAGAGAACAACAAAGACGACAUCUACCAUCCGAUGGAAUUGAGGACCAAUUUCCUUCAAAAGAGUCCGCUGCCGGGCAGGAAAUCAACUGGAUUGUCGUCCGAGACGAUGAAUCUGGUUUCCAUUUACACCAAUCCGUCAAUUGAAGAAAUUUACCGGUCGCUGGACCGUUCCCAGCCGCCGAGGUUAAACAAAGGAGGAGGAGGAGGAGCCGAGAGCGGGGCGGAAAGCGAUGCCGUCUCAGAUUUAGUCUCCGAAGCGGAAUCGAAAAUGCCUAAAAUCACCGGGCCCGGAAUGAACCGUAAAACUUAUUUCGAGCCGGACAGUCUGGAUCGGAAGCCGGCCACCAAUUACGGGAGCGGCAGUAACAACAACAACAGCAAGCCGCAUUUGUACCAGAAGAAACCGCCUCGCUGGACCAAGCGCGCCCAGCAACACCAAUCGGACACCAAUGACGAAAUGCGCGAAGCGGAUGAGAACAGCAGCAGCGCGGCCGGCUACACAUCCAGCACAUGCACUUCGAUGAAAUCUCUUAGCCGCGUCCUGCCGGCCGAAGAGGCCAUGGAAGUGGGCAAUCAGCUGUUCAAUAUGGACACUGGAGCCCCAACUCUUCCGCGAUUAAUUAAACCGACCAUUGUUGCACAACCCAAUCGGGGCGGGGCCAACAUUUACGAAACGAUCGGACGCAAUCAGGAGCAACCGGACGGCAUUUUUGUCAAUAAAGAAUUCAAGAAACCUCCGCCGGAAGUGAUUUACUCGAGCAGCAACACGUCCAGUUCCAGUAGCAAAAUUACGAUAGUGGAAGACUGUCUCAAGAAUAAAUUGACCAUCCAGGUGGAUGACAUCCGCAGCGUAAAAGACGAGGAAGCAUUCGAACCGGACACGCUGGAUCGUCGCAACGAUUCGCAAUCCGCGCCGCCGUUCAGACGACAGGAGAGUUUUAUCGCCGAUUCGCUGGAGCGGCCCAUCCAGCCGGUGAAAUCGACCAUUAAUAAAUUUAGUAGUAACGCGGCUGGAAAUGUGGCACCCGUUUCUCCAUCUUCUUCUUCAUCCGGAUUGGGCUCUUCCGGCGAGAGUCUGGCCAAUAAAGAAGACUGGAUCAAAAAGGAAGAAUUACCUCCACCCGGAAGUGUCGUCUCACUCCGUCAGAUUUACACGGCCCGCACUCACCAACCGAAGCCAGAAACAUGGGCGACGGCAACGCUGGAAGCCACCAAAAAACCUCCCAGCCGGAUUGUUUCCGCAUCCAAUACCCAAAUUCUCCUACGGUUGGCAGGAAACGACGACUCCCGAAUCUACGGUCACCAUUCAGCCCUUCUGGCCGAACCCAAUUCCCCUCCUCCUUUACCAAUCAAAUCCAUCGCCAGUCCGUCAUCGGCUCCGGCCAUCCCGAGAGAAUUGAAACCUCCCACAGGUGUCCAUCAGCAUCCCAAGAUGCCGAAGCAGCAGCCGCCGCCGCCUCCUUACAGUUCCCGGGGAGUCCAAACGGAAUCGACACCUCCGCCAACCCUUCCGCCAAAAAACGGGAAAGGCGGAAGUUCCGGUAAAGCGGCCGCCGACACCGCUACUUCCGCCAAAAAGGGCCUCACAGUCGACGACGACGACGACGACGACAGCAAGAUCUACAGUGGCCAUUUCAUCCUGAGCCAUCCGUCGCCCAGUGGCACUAUCAAAUUACCCAACGUCCUGGAGCGGAUUGCCCAGAUCGAGCGGGAAGAGAGUCGCACUUCCGGCGCAUCCAAAGGCAUGGAGAUCGCCCUGUCGCUGAAGGCUCGCAUGGGUCAUCUCGAAGGAUCGCUCAAGGAUCAUAAAAAGACAUUGUCCAUCAAGAAAACGUGGCGGAAGCUUUUGGACAAGGUGGAAGACUCUUUCUCCGAAACAGAGUCGGCCGGAUCGACCCUGCGCCGUCCUCCAUCUUCCGCUGCCAAGCUCCUGAAAAAGUCACUGCCUCCGCCUCCGCCCAGCGACGAGGAAAACGACACGGACGACGAUUCGCAGUCGAGUUUGGGUUCGGACGGAACGGGAAGGGAUCGCUAUUCCAUCAAUGAUGGAAUGAGCCAGCAGCAGGCCGUCGACCAGGCGACCGACGGGAUCAAGCUCAAAAGUUUCUACACUUUUGGCGAAGAUGGACACAAGCCAUCGGCCGUGGCUCCCAUUUCGACGUCGACGAUUAAAUCCACUAGCAGCAGCAACGCGGCUCAUCAGAGUCGUCGGUCGGGAAUUAGCGGCGGCGGAGGCUCCGUCGGGAGUAACUUGGGACGCAAGUUACGAACUAAUGAUUCCUACGAUAGUGGACUCUACUCGAGCAACUAUUCCACCUACAUUGGAGACUAUUGAUUUGCCGUUUGCCCGUUUCGUUUUGAAACGCAUUUUGUUGUUUUUAGAACAAAAAAUGGACUAACAUUUCCCGCUCAGAGAUGGCGUUGUCGUCCGUUUCCCCGUUUCUGUAUAGCACGCACGCACACACACACACACACACACAUUACAUCCCUAAACAAAAAAAAACAAGAAAAAACAAUAUACAUUAUUUUAACUUUUGAUUGUA
This is a messenger RNA of Daphnia pulicaria, 5102 nucleotides long. RefSeq lists its product as uncharacterized. Bases 914 to 4894 code for a protein of 1326 amino acids. Gene Ontology annotation, biological process: imaginal disc-derived wing hair organization. Lineage: Eukaryota; Metazoa; Arthropoda; Branchiopoda; Diplostraca; Daphniidae. Gene Ontology annotation, cellular component: cell cortex. The record is from RefSeq and is a predicted model, not a curated record. The transcript has 12 exons.